CCUCCCACUUUCCGAGGACGACGAGCGCCGUCAGGUUCGGCAGCGCUCAAUCCCAUGAGCGGACAAACCGCCCGCAGAUAACUCCGUUGUCCGUGAAGCACAUUUCGAUGAAAGAUUCAUUUUCGCAACUGCGCGCAGAACCAGAGGAUAUACUGCCUACCUCAGCAGAUAUAGGUGUGCACUCGAAUGAUUAUAGCAAGAUGUCCCCAUUUCCACAAAAAAUGGACGCACAUGAAGCUGUUGUCAUCAAAAAAGAGCCUGAGGAUGCACCUCCUACUUCGACAGAUCAAAGCAUGGAGCCUGACGAUUGCGGCAAUAUGUCUAUGUAUCCACUGCAGCUAGAGGAACACGGGAACAAUGCCGUCUCAGUCAAGAUAGAACCGGGCGAGUCGGCCUUCCUUCAGACCGACGAGGGCUUGUGCUCUGGGGCCUCUGACAAUGCGUCGUCGUUGCAAGUUCACCUGGGCGAGCCCUGGAAAGAUGGUCAUAUCGGGAUUGAAGUUCCAUACAAGAUACUGGCCAUGCCAGCGAGAGCCGACUUUCGCUCUGAAGACAGCGACAAAGUGUUGCCCUCUCGUCUGGACCUAGAGGGACACUGGAACAACAGCUGUGCGGUGAAAGAAGAGGUGGAUGGGGCGAGUGCCACUUCGACCUGUGGGGACUUGGACAGUAAAGACGCUUGCAGGCUUUCCGUUUCCCUCGAGCCUGUGGACGUAGUCCACAGGGCCACUGUCGUUGUAAAGGAAGGUACAGCGAAGCAACGAACACUCUUCCACAGUCGUUGGAGUGAACACUUUCGCCCAUUGAAGUAGGACCGAAAAGAAUGGGAUACGAGCUGCUGCGUCAGUGAGCCAGUUGCCAGCAGAAACAGGAACGGUGCAUAGGGUGUGG
This is a messenger RNA of Ixodes scapularis (black-legged tick), 891 nucleotides long. RefSeq lists its product as uncharacterized. The transcript is spliced from 8 exons. The record is from RefSeq and is a predicted model, not a curated record. NCBI's taxonomy places the organism in Eukaryota, Metazoa, Arthropoda, Arachnida, Ixodida, Ixodidae. Bases 108 to 812 code for a protein of 234 amino acids.